CGAUUAUCUGAAUCAAUAUUUUGAGGCAGAAUCAAAGGCAGUUUCUCGCUCCAGUGCUUUGAAAUAAUAUUUCCACACCAGCGGUGGUUGGGCUCUACGCUUGCGUUUCUGGCUGCGAAUGGGAACCGGAAAGGAGGUCCGUAUUGACCUCUUUGCUCAGGCAUUUCUUUGGUUGUUUGAUGUGCUGGAGAGAAGAAAGGAACGGCAAGCAGAACGAGGAGGAAAGCUGCAAAUCCAUCUUGCUUAUGAGCCCCUAAGUCUCCUGCAGACCUGGAUGGCAGGGCUUGACCCUGCGUGGCUUAACCGGAUCCAUGAAGGCAUCUGCUGAGCUGGGGAUCCAGCCCCGCCAGUUCCAACGCAGUGGGAGGAGAGGCUACAGGGUCACGGCCAAAGCCUCCUACGUGGACGAGUCGCUUUUCGGCAGCCCCGCAGGACGACUGAACACCAAAGCAGAGUUUGACCCACCGUGGGUGUGUAAGAAAGCUAGUUCUCCGAGACCCCUUUUGUGGAGUCCCAAGACGACGCAAUGGGAGGUGGGCACCAGCCCCUCGACAGCUGCUCCGCCAACCAGCACUCCGAGAAAGGGAAAUAAAUACAGGCUAAAAAAUCACACCCCAUCCUACUGCGAUGAGACUCUGUUUGGGCCAAAGCCAGGGGGUCAGGAGCAGGCGACUCCCUGGAUGGUGAAGGGGGAAGUGGCUAAGCUCCGCCCUUUGCUUUUGACUCCACCUUCUGCUGCGAGGGACCGGCCAGUCCUUUCCCCUCGUCCGAAGGACAUGCCACUGAGAGCCUUCCAUCGGGAGACACCGGACAUCCAGGCCAAAGAGGCAUUUGGAACCUGGCGUGGAGGAGAAAGUUCUUGGGGGCAUCCUGAGAACUGCUUAGAUGCAGACAGCCAGGACUUUCUGGGGCGGGUGCCCCCCCAGCCUGUUAUCCGGCUGUAUAAAACUUCUGAGGGUUCCCAGGCCCACCUAAGCAAGCCAAGGACAAGUAUGGAACAGGAUCACCAAUGCACUGUGGCUUCCCAGGGGUCUCUGCCUAGGCCACGUUCGAAUAAUUUGUCUGGGUUGUUGUCUGCCAGGGUCAUAAGAGCUACAAGCUCAUGUAAGCCCAGGCCGCCCUGGAAAUAAAUAAAUAA
This is a messenger RNA of Lacerta agilis (Sand lizard), 1138 nucleotides long. RefSeq names its product RBPJ interacting and tubulin associated 1 (gene RITA1). The record is from RefSeq and is a predicted model, not a curated record. Bases 312 to 1130 code for a protein of 272 amino acids. NCBI's taxonomy places the organism in Eukaryota, Metazoa, Chordata, Lepidosauria, Squamata, Lacertidae. The transcript has 3 exons. Gene Ontology annotation, molecular function: tubulin binding. Gene Ontology annotation, biological process: Notch signaling pathway; nuclear export; negative regulation of Notch signaling pathway. Gene Ontology annotation, cellular component: nucleus; cytoplasm.